AGUAGGUAGCAGCCAGUCUCGAUGUAAUUUAUGACCAUAGUACCCAUGGCAACUGCAAUACCCAAUUGCUGGAAACCAUGUGACCAAGCGCAGCCCAUAAGGAAUAUCUAAUUCCCACCCAUCAAUUUAAAGCAGCCGUUGUGAAGAUGAGCUAGUCUUCAAACCGUAUGGGGCCGUAUGGAAUCAUAUUGAUAAUCACAGGUGUCCACUAUGGGUUCAUUGUCUGGAUGGACUAUCAGUCCAUCCAGGUAAUCAAGUAAUGGACCGUUCAUUGGAUCCUCACAAAGCUUUUUCUGCUCAGAUCCUCUAAUGGCUAAGCACGGUGAUUUUCUACAACGGUGUUACCGACGACACGAAGUCAUAGGAAAUGCCAUACAUGUCAUCACCUCCAUAGUCAAUAGCCUCAAGUAUGUCUUAUUAUUAGGUUGUAAUUCGGCACAUUCUUUCGUGUGUGUGCACAUAAUGAAGGUGCUAGAAUGAAAAAUACACAAGCAUGUACCUGCAGUCCUAAAAAAAAUUCAAGUGUAAAAAAAUUCAUACAAAUCACAAAUUUAUGUGAGAACCUGUGCACUCAAUAAGUUACAAAAGGCAACGUAACAACCAUUCAGAUAAUUCCAGACAAACUGGGCCUGAUCGAAUACUUAAUAUUUCCUCUGAUAUGAUUAUUCACGAACACACAAAAAAAACUGAAUGAGCUGCAGAAAUUCUAUGACAAGGUUCAGUGUUUCCCUUCAGAGACUGCAGAAAAUGGCGCCCUAUGUAACAAAUACACAUUUGUACGAUUUAGUGACCAAAAUCCCCCAACCUGAAAGACUAAUGUACCUACUGCAACGCACAUUAAAAAUGUUCGGCUGGAAUAAAUAAUGAAAUGGUAAACAUUGCUGACCUUCUGACCCGCUGUUGUAAAUUACGCAAGGCUACUUAAGUGGUGGAAAACAUGUUUCAAGGUCAUUCGCUGAAAUUUCGUAACGUGUCCAUGGUGGUGUGUGCGUAGAUCGGCCACCAGCACAGAGAAUAGCAUGUCUCCUCUGAGAUGAAAACGCGUAAAAGGCAAACGAGAAUUCCCCGGACAGAGCUCUGCUGAGCAGUGUGGCCUUCCGCUGCGCUGACUAAAUCGCUGUUGUUCCAGAACCGCAGUUCGCGCUGUACCGCCCCUGCCUCAGAAAACAAGCCAAUCCAGCAUUAUGUGGGGGACACUGAAAGACAUAGGCGUAUUUCAGAGUAGCCCUUGGAUUGAAACGCACGGUGUAUUUAAAAAGGUACAUUUAAAAUAUCGUUAAUCAUCCAAACGCAUAACUUAAGUAACAGUAAAACAAUAUACUCGAAAGUAUAAAACACAACAAGCACGCAUUACAAUAACUACUGACCAAAGUACAAAGUAAAACCAGUAGUAAGCAGUGGAAACCACCCGAGGCCAUUUCUGCGCAAACAGAUGCACAACCUUUGUCUGGCAAAAAAUCAAAACAUUGUGCACAUUUAAAAAUACACAUAUAGUAUACAUGAAAUCUACUUUGGAUCUGAAAAAUACGUAGAUUCUGAGCAUCCAUUAUUCUGCCAGACUGGGAAAACACGACAACAAUCUGCAGAUCUCCCUUUGUGUAGACUACGCGCAGAUACUCCCCUGUGCGCUCGAAAUUGUUUUUCCGCCCUUAUAUGGCUGUGGGUGCAGUCAGCUCUCACUGCUCUCGACGGCUGGCGAGCUGCCAGAUUCUCAGAUUACCGUUGUAUGCCAAACUGGUUUCAAAACUGUCAUCUGCAGCACCCGCAAUUCUGCGAGAGGGACCGUCUGAGCGCGCCACGAAAUGGCUCACUGCAAUGUCGGUUGCUGCAUCACUCCCGACAUUACACGUAUCAGUAGAACUCAUCCUGCUCACCACGGUUACAUUCCUUGUGAAUGUGAAAAGAGAGAGAGAGAGAGAGAGAGAGAGAGGGACAUGUAAUGAUGUGGGGAAUUCUGAUCUCUUCUUUCGAGAAACCUCGCCCAGCAAUGGCGCAGCAACAUUUCCAGCUCUUAAUGAUCUGCUUUGUGUGAAGAAGCCAUUUUGAAAUUGAGAACAGCACAGAAGCCAUUAACACAGUUCAUAAGAAAGGUCGCUUUUGGGAAAAGAGGAGCAGAGAGAGCUGUCUGCAAGCCUAAUUUUACCCCUAAAACUGUCUUGCUUUUAUUAUCCUUAUUAAGGCAUCUACUGAAACACGGAUUGCAUUUGCUUAAUAUUAAGUGAGUGCCAUACCCGCCCCUCCUUUAAAGCACGCCUGUGUUAAUGGAUCCGAAGAUGAGAGAAAAACAGUUCCUUUUUCUUCUGCGUAUAGGCCUGAUAAAUAAAUGCCAUCAAAAUGUUAAGGUUUGGCGAACGGAAUGGAAAACAUUCAUCCAGUUUGCGGUUCGGGGGAGAAACGAAAUCACCAUUGGAGAAGUUACAAGUUGAUUAUUGACCCAGCACUGAAAAAGGGACAGCAUAAACUCUAUCGCUACGAUGGACAACAUUAUAGCAUGCCAAAUCCGGGAAUGGCACCGGUGGAUCACCCCAGAGACCCGCGAAUCGGUCGUCUCUGGACCAAAUACAAGGAGACCGAUCUCCCGGUGCCAAAGUUUAAGGUGGACGAAUGUUACGUGGGACCUGUCCCUCCAAAGGAGGUGACAUUCGCGAAGUUGAACGACAACAUCAGGGAGGGAUUUCUGACGGACAUGUGCAAGAAGUAUGGGGAUAUCGAGGAGGCGGAGAUUUUGUACAACCCCAAGAAUAAGAAGCAUUUGGGAAUCGCCAAAGUUGUGUUUGGUUCUGUGAAGGCAGCAAAGGAUGCCGUGCAAAAUCUUCACAACACUUCUGUCAUGGGAAAUAUUAUCCACGUGGAACUCGACCCUAAAGGUGAGAACCGGAUGCAGUACUUCCAGCUUCUCAUCAGUGGGGCAUACACCCCUCAGACGCUGCCAGUGGGGGACGUGUCGCCCCACAGUCUGGCCGAUGCCCUGCUGGUGUGCGAGUCAGUGAAGAAGCUGUCAGAGGGCACCUUAGCGGCGCUGGGGGGCGUGACCACACCAGGCAGCGCUGGCACUCCUCUGUCAUUCGACACCGCAUACUCCAGCCUGCGACAGGACACGCCCAGCAGCUUUGGCCACACGCCCCAGUCGCAGGGCACACCUCGGCCAGCGGGCACGCCCUUCUCUCAGGACUCCUCCUACUCCAGCCGGCAGAGCACCCCAGCAUACUUGCCUGGGCGCGGGGAGGGCUCGGGGGGUUACAAGCCCCGGCGGCAUGAGACUAAGUUCCAGGACGCUUACAAUCGGCGGCCUGAGCGCCACUACGUCCACCGAGGGGCGGAGCAGGCCCCUUUCAAACCCCAUCAGCCCCCGCCUGAGCCCACACCCGCACCCACACCCACGUCCACACCCGCUCCCACGCCCAUGCCCACACCAACACCCCCACCCUUCACCCACACCCCUCCCCCACCAGUCAGCACCAACUACAAGCAGACAUUCUCCCCGUACCAGGCCCCCCCUCCCCCAUACCCCCCAGCGGAGCCCCCCUUCGCCCAGCUGCAGCUGGAGUACAGGAGACCUCCCCCUCCUCCAGGUGCUGCACCCCCUGCUGCUGACUUUGAGCCUCUCAAACAGAAGCCAGGCACCCCGCCCCUCCCUGAGCCCCCUCCAGCCCCUGAGCCUCGCCCCCCAACCACGCCCCCCAUUGGCUCCCCAGAGCACUGCCCCUCCCCAGCCACGCCCACCCCGGAGGGGGACCGGCACAGCCUGGACACGCGUAUCGAGAUGCUGCUGAAGGGGAAGAGGAGCAAGCUGCCGUUUCUGAGCGAGAGGGACUCGGACAGCGAGGUGCGCAUGGAGUGUAGCCCCAUUUCCUCCUCCUCUUCCCAGCUUUCCCCCGUCGGCCCCUGCUCUGUCCUGCCCAGCUCUGCCCGCUCGCGCCCCCCCAGCAGCGGCCUGGAGGACAUCAGCCCUACCCCGCUGCCAGACUCUGACUCCGACUCCGAUGAGCACAUCCUGGGGCCGGCUGCCCUCCUAUCUUCCUCUGGGGCGACCUCGCCCGCUGACCCACACGCCCAGGGGAAGGCGGACACAGGUGAUGUUAACGACACAGGUUCGGGGAACCACACACCUGCAGAGAAAAUGGAGGAGAGUCUUCAGUCAUCUGGUGAGGACAUGGAGAUUUCGGACGAUGAGAUGCCCGGCACACCCAUUGUGGGUGGUGACUGUGCCAAGGGCAUUGUGGUGAAUUCCGCCCCCUCUCCUAUGCCUCCACCGGCCAUUCCUAUCCCACCCCCAGGUUUCCCACCCCUGCCCCCUCCUCCCCAGACUACCUUCCCUCUGCCCCCUCCUCCCCUGCCGGGGGUGCCCAUACCCCCCAUGCUGCCCCCGCUGCCCCCGUACCCCCCCAGCAUGGUGCCCAUGAUGCCCAUGGACAUGGUGGGCGGCCUGCCGCAGUGGGGGGGCAUGCACAUGUCCUUCCAGAUGCAGACCCAGAUGCUGAGCCGCCUGGCACAGAGCCAGCACCCCUACCCCUACCCCCCCUUCAUGGGUGCAGGCGGGGCCAUGCCCUUCGGGGCACCCUACCGCCCCCUGCCAAUGGGGGGUGUGCCUGCACCUGGGAUGGGAAACGGGCAGCCCUGGCACCUGCCCGCCAUGCCCAAAUUCAACCCAGCGGUCCCCCCUCCAGGCUACGAGCCACAGAAGGAGGACCCCCACAAGGUGACGGUGGACGGGGUGCUGAUGGUCAUAGUCAAGGAGCUGAAAGCCAUCAUGAAGAGGGAUCUCAACCGCAAAAUGGUGGAGGUGGUGGCCUUCCGGGCCUUCGAUGAGUGGUGGGACAAGAAGGAGCGCUCAGCCAAGGCAUCCCUGACCCCAGUGAAGUCUGGAGAGGGGAAGGAGGAGGAUAAGGAGAAGGUUCGACCAAAGGAGACGCUGGGAUCCAGCUUGCUAGAGAGCUGGAAGCAGGGAGAAGGUCUGGGAUUCGAGAGCAUGGGGCUGAGCAUCGGCCUUCGUGGGGCCAUCCGGCUACCGUCCUUCAAGGUGAAGAGGAAAGAGCCACCUGACCCCGCCUCCACGGGUGACUCCAAGAGAGCGCGGCCCUCCAUACCUGUUGAUGAUGAGUUGGAGGAUGAAGAUGCAUCCAGGAAGGACGGCGAAGGCGAGGGCGAUGAGGAGGAGGAGACAUCCGAGAAGGAGGAAGAGCCAGAGGGGACGGAGGGCUCUGAUAGGUUGUCCUGUGGAAAGGAGGCGGAGGAUGAUGAAGACGAGGAUGAGGAAGACGAGAAGGAUGAAGUGGACUCUGAUGACAGCGAGAGGGAGGAGUCAGAGUCCUCAGAUGAGGAAGAUUCUAGUGUGGCCUCAUUCAAGUCCGACUCUGACUCCUCAGGAGAGAGUGAAGACUCCUUUGACUACGACUCAAGCUCUGAGGAGGAGGAGGAGGAGGAAGAGGAGGAGGAGGAAGAGGCCCUAGGCGUGGAAAAGGAAGGGGAAGGGCCUCGCACAUCUUCCUCUUCGUCGUCGUCAUCUUCCUCGUCAUCGUCGUCUUCAUCGUCAUCUUCUGAGGAGGAGGAGGCGGAGCUGAAACACACCCUUGAGGACCCAUCGGCGCUGGCUCUGCUGGAGGGAGCAGCCCAGAGGGAGGAGCCUCGUCGUGGAGCCAAGCUUCACGGAUCCAUCCACUCAGAACACGACCUUCGACCCCCCUCGCCUAAAGGAAUCCCAGAGGACGACCUCGAAGUGGAGCUGGAGGCGGGAAUCCUGGCUUGUAAGCCAGAACCCCUGGAAGAUGUGGCAAACCUCCGGCCAGCAACACCAACUGGCUCGCUGGCUGACAGCGACUCGGACCUUCGGCUCAAGAGCGGCACUGAGGAGGAGGAGGGGCGUCCCCGCACCCCUGGGCGAGAGUUGCACGCUGCUUCCAGGCCUGUCCCCCCCUCCUCUAUGCCUCUUCCCCUUCUUCCCAGCCCAGUUGUUGAGUUGCAGUCCUUGCAUUUUCCACUGGGGGCGCCAGUCUCAUCCAGACGGCCCACAGAGGAGGAUGUCCCCCCAACCCCGGGCAGGGGGGCCCCGAGUCUGGGGAAGACUCAGAGCAUGGAGAGGGUCCCCAUCACUCCAGGCAGGGACACGCCCCUCACAGGGAACAGCCUGACCCUCAGCUCCCCCCACGUCCCCGGCAGCCCUUUCGCGUACCCUACCCAGUCCCCCGGGCUGAACAGUGGGGUCCCGCUGACUCCUGGACGUGACUUCACCUUCACACCCACCUUCCCCGACCCCGUUCCCGCCCAGCUCGCGUCGUACAGGAAGGGCUCGGCCGAAGGCUUGCUCUUCAGAGAACCCCUGCCCACCGGCUCUCCCCUGACCCCCCAUCCCGCUGGCCUGCCCUCAGCCGCCGCCUGCGCCCCCACACCACAGGCCACCUUCACCAGCAUCCCGCCCCUCACGCCGCCUGUGGAGGCCGCGCCCGCAAAGAGGAAGCCAGGGCGGCCCAAGACCAAAAGGGCGUCAGUGUUUGCUCAGCCGCCCGCAGGGGACCAUCCAAUCACAGACGUGCUCGCAGAGGCCGCACCCGUCACUGUCCCCGCCUCCGACCCAUCGGCGGUGUCCCUGGACUUCAGGGAAGAAUGGGCGGAGUCAGGGAAACGGGGGGCCGCUCCGCUGCGGGAGCUGGAUAACGUGCUGCCAAAGGAGGAGCCGGGGGCGGAGCCGGAGCGGGCGCUGAAGCCGCAGCGCCGGCAGCGGCGGGGGUGGGAGGAGCUGCUCCUGGCCAUGCACUCCCCUGCGACUUCCCCGCCCCGCCCCAGCUUCCUCCCGCGCUCCGAGUUCGAGGAGAUGACCAUCCUGUACGACAUCUGGAACGAGGGCAUUGACGAGGAGGACAUGCGCUUCCUGCAGGUCACCUACGACAAGAUGCUGCAGCAGGAGAACGGCCACGACUGGCUGAACGACACCCUCUGGGUUCCACAUCCUCCGACCAGCAUUCCGCGUCUGAAGAGGAGGCGGUAUGAGGACGGCAUUCGAGAUCACACGACUGGCUGCGCCCGUAGCGAAGGCUACUACAAGAUUGACAAGAAGGACAAGAUCAAAUACCUGAACAGUGCCCGGCAGCUGACGGAGGAGCCACCUGCAGACACACAGGGCAAGAGCAUCCCAGCUCAGCCUCACGCCUCUACCCGGGCGGGGUCAGAGCGCCGGUCAGAACAGCGCCGCCUGCUCUCCUCCUUCAGCUGCGACAGCGACCUGCUCAAAUUCAACCAGCUCAAGUUCCGUAAGAAGAAGAUCCGGUUCUGCAAAAGCCACAUCCAUGACUGGGGCCUGUUCGCCCUGGAGCCCAUCGCUGCAGAUGAGAUGGUCAUCGAAUACGUGGGCCAGAACAUCAGACAGGUGAUCGCAGACAUGCGUGAGAAGCGCUACGGAGACGAGGGCAUUGGGAGCAGCUACAUGUUCCGUGUGGAUCACGAUACCAUCAUCGAUGCCACCAAGUGUGGCAACUUCGCCAGGUUCAUCAACCACAGCUGCAAUCCGAACUGCUACGCAAAGGUCAUCACAGUGGAGUCUCAGAAGAAGAUUGUGAUCUACUCCCGGCAGCCAAUCAAUGUCAACGAGGAGAUCACCUACGACUAUAAGUUCCCCAUAGAGGAUGAGAAGAUCCCUUGUCUCUGUGGGGCGGAGAACUGCCGGGGCACCCUGAACUAGUCGUCCCCAAAAGGCAUCCUGAAUGAGAUGCCCUGAGACCCUUGAGCGUUUUGGCCCUAUGCCGGAUGCCAUUGUGUUCUCACUGUGCCUAAAAAGAAGAACCAAAAAAAAGAGAAGAAUGUGAAAAACAGCGAUUCGCACUUCUGCUGAACGCUGCGCAGCUAAGUGUUCAGGACCGUAAUUUAUUCUUGCUGUUUACAAUAUCAGGUGCUCUCUCUACAAACAUUUACCACUUUACCACAACACUAGAUUUUUCUCCAUUUCCUACCUCUAGCUCACCUGGUUCCUCACACUUUACCAUCUCCUUCAAGCUCACUGGGUCUGAGACACUAUCCCUUCUGCCUCCAAUUUUACCAGUCCAGCACACCAUACCUUACCUCCCAGCUUUUCCACGCCAGUAAUAUUUUCUGUUGCCCUCAGUUCAGAUUUAUAGUCCUAGACUGUCUGCUUAAGGUAAUUGGGCUCCCUGGCUGGCUACUUUAUAGCAGUAUUGGCUCACUUUAGAAAGAUUCUCAUUUUAUUACAUUCUUCAGCAUUUAGAGAAGGAGCUCUGGGCAUGAAGGUGUAUGUAGUUUAGAGUGGAUUCCCCAUGGUGAUGCUGUGUCACUGCUGCUAAUUGGCUGUCUGUGUCACUGCUGCUAAUUGGCUGGCUGUUUUCAGUGGAGAUGGUGACUCUAGAUCUUCUGAUUCUGCGAAGAGUAACCUGUGUUGUCAAAAAUGAUCAUUUACCCUUUUCCACUCUGUUGUCAAAAAGCAGAUGGGAGAGAUGAGUGCAGCCAUGCUGUUCCCCUGACAAUCAGUAAAACUUGUCCUGCAGUAAUCAUCUCUGCCCACAGUAGAGGACACACAAAUAUUGGCUUGCAGGCUGGUAUUUAUGGGGAAGAUCAGUUUCCCGAGUCAUAGCUUCAGGUGGUCAACCCAUGAAUUUUAGCAUUAUGGGAGAGAGAGAGAAGAGAUGGCUUCUUCACGCACACUACAGUAUUCCCAAAACAAAACACAUCACAGAACCAGUAGUUGGACUCUUUUAAAGUGAGUGCCAGCAGCUUAUAUAAGUUUUCACAGUUGAAUGGAAACUAAUUCAUCAUUCUUGUCCAUCGUUUCCCAGUAUUAUGACUUGUAAUUGGCUGUCACACAGCUGACUGUCAAAGCAAGGGGUAGAUACCUAUCUUUCAAGCCCAGUAUUACCAUGUUGAGCCCACUGCAGAUGGUAUGGCUAAAUUGCCCUGUAAGACCUGCACUGUCAGCAACAGUAAUGAACCAAGGCCAAUCAUCAGUUCAGCUCUGCCACCUUAAAAUUUGGUGAAUGAAAAAAAAAAAACCAAACAAAAAUAAGUGAUGAUCCCUGUCAUCCUCUGAAGGAACAGAUUUAGUAGGCAUCUAAUUGGGCAAGUGUGGUUUUGUGACAGUUUGUUGAAUUUGCCUAUUUAAGCAUUAAAAAGCCUUUGCCAGUCAUGUCUGUGAAAGAUAAAGAAAUGCAAGGCUUAGUUACAUUAAUGAGGGACCCACAGCCUGGCCCCCUGGAGCUACUGUUCAGUCACUGCUGCUGUUUGCAUUCUCUUCUGGAGUCGUUGCCCCAUCCCAGACGUUUCCUGCCUGCUGUGGGUGCAGGUACCCAAGAGUUGUUCUUACGGGUGAUUCACAGCUUUGACUCAGUUUUUACUUUCCUCUUUAAGUGCAGUAGACCCAAGUGGCUUAAAACACUGUGCAUGCCCUUCAGCCAAUGUCUUCAGCAAUCUGUUCAACACUUUUCAUGGUAUUCCGUGCUCUGGUGCUAGCAGUGAAAUGGUAAAUGGAAAGAUGUUCAGUGUUUGUAAAUUGCAUUGAAUAGUGUGGAAAACCAAAAUAUGACAGAUGAUGUGGCUACAUCAGUCCCAUCCUCCAGCCUCAUAGAACCCAUAGAAAUGGUGACGUAGCAGUACAUUUACUCUCCUAAUGGAAAACGUUCACAGUCCACUGUGGUGCUUUCUCCUCUCAUUUAAGCAGGUACAUCUCGCAUAUCUCACAGACGAAUACAAUCAUGCUAACUAAUGCUUUGUGCAUUUUCCUAGUUUUUAUUGUUUUGAUUUCUUGAAUUGCAAAUGCACUAGGGGCUUAGGCGUCAUGCUAACUCCCUGCUAGCCAAUCGGAACCCUCACAGCCAGGCCAUUCAUAACACCCUCCCCGCAGGAGGGCCAAUCAUAGGGUGGGUCGGGCUUUUUAAACACAGUGUUUGUAUUGUGUAGGUUCAUUUGUAUUGAAGACAUGACUUUUUUAUCUUGAAAUGGGGAAAAUCCUGAAAAAUUAAAAUGAUACAUUUCUUUCCUUUUAAGAAAGAAUCAUUAUUAAGAAAUGUGGAUUUUUUUUGUCAGGGAACAUAUGAAAAUAUGUAAAAUAAGUGUUAAUAACUUUGUUUGAAGUCAAGGUGCAUCUUGUACAUAAAACAAGCCCAUGAUUCCCUUCAAAAGAUUGUUUCUUGUAGAAACGUCUUCCUUUUUUC
This is a messenger RNA of Megalops cyprinoides (Indo-Pacific tarpon), 10148 nucleotides long. RefSeq names its product histone-lysine N-methyltransferase SETD1B-A-like. Lineage: Eukaryota; Metazoa; Chordata; Actinopteri; Elopiformes; Megalopidae. Bases 2357 to 7672 code for a protein of 1771 amino acids. The record is from RefSeq and is a predicted model, not a curated record. The transcript has 19 exons. Gene Ontology annotation, molecular function: histone H3K4 methyltransferase activity; RNA binding; protein binding. Gene Ontology annotation, cellular component: Set1C/COMPASS complex.